Molecule: messenger RNA, 516 nt
Organism: Durusdinium trenchii
Lineage: Eukaryota; Dinophyceae; Suessiales; Symbiodiniaceae
Source: the annotation of a GenBank genome assembly
AUGACCCCACAGCUCACUUUGCAACACCGUAUGUGUGCGUACCGCUACGUGCACAAGAUGAACAACACCUUUGGCAAGAAGGUGAUGGCUUUUGCCCCUCCAGAAGGUGAUUGGGCCCGCUUUGAAAAUGUGGAUCCAACCAUUGAGGACGAGCUGGAAGAGAGUGACAUCCAGCGCGGACAGGACCUGGUGAGAAACUCUUCCCAAAGGUUCAACAAAGUGAACGGUGACCAGUCAGACAAACAGGAGCUGCCAAGCAGGUUAAAGGAUCCAGACGAAGCAGCCAAGAUGAUCCAUGGCAUGAGGACUUCAAUCAGUCGCAGGGUGGUUCUGAGAGCUGGCGAAACUCUUGACCUCAAGGAACUUCGCGAGCUCUCUCUGGAUAUUGUCACAAAUGCCAUAGAGACUGCUGGCUUAGAUCAGGUCAUAGGCAUCCAGAGCUGGGUUCGGCAGACGGCAAGUGAGUUGGCACAGGCUGCCGCAGAAAAGUUUGAUGUCAAGAUACGCGAGAAAUAA